Molecule: messenger RNA, 881 nt
Organism: Coccinella septempunctata (seven-spotted ladybird)
Lineage: Eukaryota; Metazoa; Arthropoda; Insecta; Coleoptera; Coccinellidae
Gene: Apt1
Product: acyl-protein thioesterase 1
Exons: 1
Coding region: 130-786 (218 amino acids)
Biological process (GO): protein depalmitoylation
Cellular component (GO): cytoplasm
Molecular function (GO): carboxylic ester hydrolase activity; palmitoyl-(protein) hydrolase activity
Source: RefSeq, a predicted model, not a curated record
CUUGUCAGUGACAUUAAAAUUGACAGCUUGAAAAAAAAUGAAAGUUCAUGUUUAGACCAUAAUCCAAUUUUAAAAAUCGAAUACUCUUUUCUUCGAACGCAUUCCUUACGGGUUGAAAAAAAAUCAAAUAUGACUGCACCAGUAGUAGUAUCAGCUUCUAUGAAGCAUACCGCAACCUUGAUAUUUCUACAUGGUUUAGGAGAUACGGGGCAUGGAUGGUCUAGCACUAUGGCUGCCUUAAAACCCGCUUACUGUAAGCUCAUAUGUCCAACAGCUCCAAGUAUGCCAGUCACAUUCAAUGCUGGCUACACAAUGCCAAGUUGGUUUGAUUUAAGAUCAUUGGAUGACUCCGGCCCUGAAGAUGAGGAGGGUAUCAAAUCUGCAACUAAAAAAAUUCAUAACAUGAUCGAAGAAGAGGUUAAAGCCGGCAUUCCUCAUAAUAGGAUAAUAAUCGGAGGUUUCUCGCAGGGUGGAGCUUUGGCUCUUUACUCUGCUUUAACCUUACCAUCUCAGCUUGGUGGAGUUAUAUGCCUUUCUGGAUGGUUACCACUGAACAAGUCAUUUCCUGGUGCCUUGAAAUGUCCAGACACCCUGAGAGUACUUCAAUGUCAUGGGGAUUGUGAUCCUCUGGUUUCUUUCAAAUGGGGACAAAUGACUGCUUCGAUAUUGAACACAUUAAUCAAAUCACCUGAUUUUAAAUCUUAUAGGGGUCUGAUGCAUUCAUCUUCUGAUGAAGAACUCAGUGAUGUGAAAGAAUUCAUCAGCAAUAGUCUUCCUCCAGUUUAAAUGACUUCACUUGCAAUAUAAUGUACUAAGAUACUAAUCAAAGCAAUUGUAAGUCCUUUGAAAAAAUAGUGAAUAUUAAUCUAAGAAAAAAUGAA